Messenger RNA from Sparassis crispa, 1578 nucleotides. RefSeq names its product WD40 repeat-like protein. Gene Ontology annotation, cellular component: cytoplasm; Cul4-RING E3 ubiquitin ligase complex. Gene Ontology annotation, molecular function: protein binding. The transcript is spliced from 14 exons. NCBI's taxonomy places the organism in Eukaryota, Fungi, Basidiomycota, Agaricomycetes, Polyporales, Sparassidaceae. The record is from RefSeq and is a predicted model, not a curated record. Gene Ontology annotation, biological process: negative regulation of fatty acid biosynthetic process. Bases 1 to 1578 code for a protein of 525 amino acids.
AUGUCUUUGCCAUGUCGAAGUACUAGUCAACUCACAGACCUUGGCCCACUUGGUUUCCGUAGCCCAAUUCACUCCGCUCGUUCCCGCAAAUCUGCACUGAAGCACCUACUCACGGAAGGGUUCCCCUACUCCAAAAAGUUAACGGGGCAUACCUCUUGCGUCAACGCGCUCGCAUUCUCGCAUGGCAGCGGUCGGUGGCUCGCGAGUGCAGGGGAUGAUCUACAUGUUCUCCUUUGGGACUUUCACCAGGAUGAUGUCAACGAGGCAUCAUUCUCAUUCACCGGGCCAAGGGCCAAUGUUUUUUCACUGGCAUUCUCUGCCACGGAUCAAUAUCUCUACUCAGGUGAUACAGACAAUAAAAUCUACCAGUACGACCUUUCAUAUUUAUCGUCGGCUGGUACGCAGCACUCCAGGUUCUCCAGUGCGGUAUUUCAGCAACACGAUGACAGCGUCCGCGCAAUUUCCUCUCACCCAGUGUAUGACCAUAUAUUUAUGAGCGCAGGAGAAGACGGCCGCAUCAUCCUGCAUGAUACACGAACACCAACCGGCCGACAUUCCCGAGCCGAGAAUGUCCUCCAACAUGAUGCCGAAUUCACAGGUGUCCAGUACCAUCCAAACAUGGCACACAUUUUUGCGACAAGUGACAAUCGGGGAGAAGUGUGCCUACGCGACGCACGUAUGGCCUUUGGUCCACUAUCACGGAGGAGCCAGAAAGGCAUCGUGCAGACCUACGUGACAACGCUAUUGAAACACUCGCACCUGAGCAAGCCCGAAGUCAGCAGCAUCACUUUCGAUUAUACAGGGACGAGGCUAGCGGCGACAAUGCUGUAUUAUUAUCCCGUCAUAUAUUCUGUGAAUGAUCCCUACCCCUUGGCCAUCUGUAAUGGUCGUAAUCAGCCUGAUGGUACUCCCGUGCCAUCAGGAGUGCGCACUUACUCUAAUACAUGCACCAUCAAGCAUGGCUCCUUCGGAGGCCCAGGUCUAGGAGAUGAUUGUUACUACGGCGCUGGGUCGGACGACUUUUGUGCCUAUAUCUGGAAAAUCCCAGAUACCCCGAGGCUACUAGAUGGCAGGCUUGAAGUUGAUCCAGAGGACUGGGAUGAACAUUCGAGUACCGUAGGUUUCGCCAAUGGCCUUUCGCAAUCACGAGUGGUACCGAUGGAGUUGCCCACGCCAUUCUGCAGAUUGACAGGUCACCAAUCGAUCGUCAAUACGACACUGAUGCACCCUAGUAACCUCCACAUUGCAACUGCCGGCAUCGAACGUGAUAUACUCAUCCACGGUCCAACCCCCACCUCGCCGUGCCUGGACGGAACGACACUCACUCCCACCGCUGUCCGUACGUUACCUGACAGUGAUCUAGAUUCCAACAGGCUGUUCAGGCAUGCGAUCGGGCUGGGGCCCGCAAUGGACGAGCCUGACGAUGAUACGGGAGCGAUUGCUCUGUUUGAUGAGAUCAUUCGGCAAGAGGGCGACGCUGAUGUCUUCGUUCUCCGCCGCUGGAAUCCUGACGUUGAUCGUGAUAUCGACCUGGAGGAAGAGGGCGUUGUUACAGAUGAUCACACCGAAGAUACCUAA